Messenger RNA from Pecten maximus, 4212 nucleotides. RefSeq lists its product as uncharacterized. The coding region runs from base 1409 to 2464 and encodes 351 amino acids. The transcript is spliced from 6 exons. NCBI's taxonomy places the organism in Eukaryota, Metazoa, Mollusca, Bivalvia, Pectinida, Pectinidae. The record is from RefSeq and is a predicted model, not a curated record.
AUUCAGAAACUGGAAGUCGAAUAAGGAGUUGUAUGAACGCUUUCGUAAACUUCACGAAACAGGUCCGACCUCAUUACAAGUCAAAGUACCCAGAGGAGCCUUUCUAUGGGAUUACGAGACGGAUCGCUCACCAUUGGUCAACUUUAUCUGCGAACGAAAAGGGGAAAUAUUCGUCGGUGACAUCUGAACCAAGAUGUUGUAACCGUAAUAAUGAGUCACUACUGAAUGCCGGAUCAAGACAUGCUGAUGUCGGUGUUGAGCCUGGUCUUGAUGAAUCACUUCCGGGAUCCGAGAUAAGGCAUAGGAACGUUAUUUCUGAACCGAAUCAUUAUGUUGCUGAAGUGAAGUCAAUGAUCAGUACAGAUCUAAGGCAGGAUACGAAUGGUAAAAUGUUAAGUGUUGAAACUUCUGAUAUGCAUGAAUGGAUCGGCAAAAGACAUUCGUCAAAACCUGCAAUCUUAAAUCGGUAUUCCACUCCCUCUGAAUUAUGUAACGAGCGCCUGACUACAUCUGUCAGUAAUGUGAGGCGGAUCCGUCAUGAAUCGCCAGUUGAUAAUUCUUUAUCACAUGAUGCUACAAAAGUCGAUGUCUUUUCUUGGGCACACGAGAAGAUUUUAUCUGCUGAUCAAAAUAGUGUAGACUCUCAGGCUAAUUACUUGAUAGUAAAUUCAACAGACAAUUCACCACUACCCUCUUUAUCAGAUUACGUGGCGUCCUAUCAUAGUGAUUCAACACUCAAAACUGACCGGGCUAGUCAUCAUGAAAGGUCAUUCGAUCACAAGGAAUGCUUAGAAUCAAGAGUUAUUUCUUCUGGCAUACCCGUUGUCCCAGCAUCAUCUAUCACAUCAAUUUCUUUAGUUGGAGAGAAAACUGGCGGAACAACUUGUACAAACGCGCAAGUGAGUAUCAACACAUCUAGUAAUAGCGGCUCUGCACAUUUGCCACAGUUCCCAAACUCUGAAGACUGCAACUCUAAUCACUACCGUGUUACUGCUCCUGAUGGUAUUAAACAAAAGCAAACUAACUCCAGUGAUGAAACCAAUGGUUUAAACACAAUUGUAACUAAUAAACGUAAACGUAAACAGACAGUACAUUUUUCGUGUGAUGAUAUCGUUACAAAGAAAAGACUGAACAAAUGUAAAACAUUCAAUAGACAAUCAAAGAAAAAAAGGAGAAGAGGAAGAAAAGAAGUAGCGAUGUACACAUCAAAAGUAAGACAUUCGUCACCAAGGUCUUUCAGGGCUCGCUCCGCGCUCGGAACAAGUCAGGAAAGACUAAUGACCGGAUCGAUGAUAUUCAGGUCAGGGAUCACGGUCAGAUAUAGAAAAAUACUGCCGAAAGCCCCCGAGUGUAACACCGACAUUAUCAACACACUUUAACAAAAUUUCAAUUGAACCUACCUCAAACAAUGGGACAAAUUUUACAGAACAACAGUGCAACAAACGAUGAAAUAGGACAGCAUAACCUCGUUAUUCUUCCCUGUGAAGAGACGACGUCUCCUGUAAGAGAAAAUUUGGCAACUUUGAAAGAGGGCCAGAUAAGAAAAUUCAUGCAUUUGUCACGUCCAAAGGACGACGUCUUCUCAUCGGCCAAGGGGUAUAGGCUCGAGACUGAGAAUAUUAAAGAGUCCCAGCAAGAUCAAUUAGCAAACCUUUCUGCCAUAGAAGGUCAGGGUCGGAUUAGAGAAUUCGUGCAUUUGUCGCGACCAAAAGACGAAGUCUUCUCGUCGGUCAAGCGGUAUAGGUUAGAGACUGAAAAUCUUAAAUAUCAACUAGAAGACCGUGCUGCCACGGAGGUUAACGUUGGAUGCAGAAACAUUCCGGAUACGAGAAUAACGAGAAAACGAGAAUCGAGCAUUAAAGAACAUAUAAACAAAACUUGUGUUUCGAAAGAAAGCAAAUCAACAGUGACUUUGAACGACAUAAAGAGAAGCUAUAAUGUUGUUUUAAACAGGUGGACGGACUGGGAAACACCGCCAAUCAAAAUGAACGUCCCAAGUACACUUCGGAAUAAAUCCCCCGUACCAAAUCUAGUGUCUGUAUUUUCUCUUGUACCAGAAGUUAGCGAUCGGAAAGAGGAUGGUACAAUCGGCAACAGCAGCGACGAUAUGGACCUCCUGGCGGGAGGGUGUGACUCCCCGAUGUGGUUAUCAUCAGAAAGCAGUGGAGCAGACAGUCCAACAUGUGUUGAUGAUACAGGUUUGACGGACAAUGCACUUGCAGGCUGCACUGAAGAAGACAGACCUCCAGAUAAUUUGAAGAAGUGCCGGGAAGAAUACGUUACCAGUGUUGAUGGGGAAUAUUUGUCGGACAGAUUACAUCAUCAGCUGAAGACAGGAUAUCGCAAUGGACCGCCAUCGGAUAACACGAUCAUCAGAAAUGUGUCUAAUACUGCCACCAAUGGACAAGGGGCAUACCUCUUGUCUGAUGACGUCAUAGCAAUGCGACAUUUCUAUCACUGUUAGUACAGAAUACUAGUUACUUAAAUUUAAAUGUUCAGCAUUAUUUGGUAUCAUAUUAUCUAUGAGACUAAAGAACAAUAAGAGCUGUUGCUUACAUUACAGGUUUACGCAGUACACGUUAUUUCUUACAGUUUGAAAUGUAUCGCUUGUUGGACAUAUAGCCAGUUGUCUGGAAAUAGCGCGCGUACAUUGUACGUCUGAAGCUUGUUAGACUCAUUACCAGUUCACUAGAAAUAGAGCGCGAACCUAUCAUGUUUUAUUAGACGUACAGGUAUUGCCUGUUCACUAGAAAAAUGCACAUACUCACCAAGCUUGUCCGACACACAGAGGUGACAAAAUAUAGCGCGUUGCCUCUUUAGGUUGGUUGGUUGUACAUAUUACCAAUUCACUAUGGAAAUAGCGCUCGUAUUUUUCGUACAGCGCACGCGUACCUCUCAAGGAUUUUGGACGGAGUACCAGUUCACUAGAAAUAGAGCACGCAUACAGGUACCUUUCAUGGUUUGAACAUAUUACCAGUUCACUAGAAAUAGGGCCCGCGUACCUCUUAAGGUUUUAUCGACGUAUUAUGUAUCGGUUCAUCAGAGAUAGCGUGCGCGUGUAAUCAGUUCACUAAGUAUAGAUCAUUUGUCUGAUUUGGUGUCCAAGAUACGGAUAACAUUAAGAAAUUGGAUUCAUUUUAUAAAAUCAUAUUACUUGUUUAUGUGUUUUUUUUCCAAUUAUGGUGAAGCACUUUACCUUAAGGUACUUAAAGCUAGGUUGCUUAUAUGGGUUUACAUAUCUAGCAACAAAAACAAGACCUGUGUUUAUCCCUAUUUUAGUGAUUUUCCAAGAAACAUCACUAAUAUGUGUUCAUGUCAUAUCUUUAUAAGUUUAUAUUUAUACUUGUCAUGUUUUGUCACUAUUCAAUAAUGUAUUUGUUUACCAUUAUUGCAUGGAAACAUCGACCUUUGAACUUGUGUAUGAAAAUGUUACAGUAUAGACACAUGGCAUUGUUUAUAAACAUUUUAACUCUCAAACACAGUGGUCUUUUCCUAAUUAGAUACAAAAUGAUAUGUUAGAUCAGAAUAAAUGUAAUAAUGAUGAUUUCACACGUGAAAACAGAACUAUUUGUCACCGUGUAGUUUCAACUUGAAGUGAACAGUUAUCAUUAGCUGUUCUAAAUGCUUUAGUUCCUCCCACCAGUAACCGACAUUUACGGGAUUAAAUGAGAAUUGAUUAACAUAACAAAACACAAUAAAAAGUCACAUAAGUGUAAAUAUACUGAUUGGAUUUCUGUGAAAUCCCAUCCCUAUACACACAUAAAUGUGUACAUAUAUCCAGAUGUUUUAUAUACAUGUUUUGUUCUUAUACGCACUUUAUACUUUCUAUUAUAAUCUAAACAGUUACUUUGUGAUUUAACUACGGCAGAAGUUGAUGUUAGCCGGCCCAUAUCAGAUUUUUAAAAGGCCGGUAAAAUAAGCAGAAGGUACCAUGUUUGUGAUGUUGAGAUAGACAGGAUUGUACUCUUAUCGAGAUAAAAGGACAUAUCGCAACGACGCUCUCAAUCUAAAAUGCCGACUUGUGAAGAUAUUUGUGUAGAUUGUCUGUAUCGGAUUUGGAACUUGUUACUAGAUGCAUGAUGGAAUCGUCCGCAAAUAGCUGACAUUAGGUUUUAUAUUGUAUGUGAUACCAUUGAUGUAAAUAAGAAAGAGACGUCGACCGAUUUGAUAUUCACAGAUUCUGAUUUAUGACGAUUAAACUCUCAAUCCAUG